AUGGCCUUCAGGUUCGGGUCACACGAGGAGUCUGGGGAAGACUCGCCGGCCCCUGACAACAACAUCAAUAACAACAAUAACCGGGGGCCAGCAGACCACCACCGUCGCAGCAGCCAACAACAACGCAGCUUUGACGAGGACGACGGGGGCCGCGCGAGUAAACGACAGCGGACGGCCCUGGCCUGCAACUCGUGCAGGUAUCGCAAGUCCCGCUGCAAUGGCGUCCACCCCACAUGUUCGACCUGCAGCGACUUGGGCCUCGAGUGUGUCUACCGGGGACCCGCGCCCACGCCCCGAUUCCAGUCUCGCGACUUGCAGUCCAUGGAGAGGAGGCUGCAGAAGUUCGAGGAUCUGUUGCUGGGGAUCGUGAAUAGCCAGCAGGUGAUGAAUAACAACGGUAACAAUAGUAACAACAUGAACAACGCGGCUCUGGCCAUGUCACAGUUUGGAUCCCACCUUCCACCAGCCGGCCCUUCCGUCGUCGAUGCAUCAGCUCAACAAAGUACCCCCGUGCCAGCCUUUGCCAGCCCGGUCCGCUUCCAUCCAGAGCAGGCCACGACCACCACGACGACGAUACAGCGGGACCAGCCCAUGUCGAAGCUGUGGCCGAUGGCGCAGGAAGACACCGUCGACGGGAUGGGGAGCAUCGUCUUCUCCGACGACUCCAGCUCGGGGUUUUUUGGGCCGUCGUCCAACUCGUCCUUCUUCAGCAAGAUCGCCAAGGUCCUGGCACUGGGGAUCAAGACCAUGCCUGAGGGCCGAGACUCGACGCGAGACCUGGCCUGUGCGCUGUCACGGCCGGCAUCCCCCCCGGCGCAGAGCAGAGGUGGUCCCCGUCCCGUGAACCCGUACAAACUCCCCUCGCGUGCAGAGGUUUCGCGCCUCAUCGACAUCUUCUUCCGCAACACCGGCCACUUCUUCCCGUACAUCUCCAAGACCAGCUUGACCGACAUGGUGGACGAACUGGAGCUGACCAACUUCAGCAACGUGCGCAAGUCCGGGCUGUGCUUGUUGAAUGCCGUCUUCGCCAUGGCGACAAGUUUCGACGGAGACAGUGGACGUCAUCCAAAGGCGCGGGAAAUUGAGUCCGAUGUCUUCUUCCAGCGCGCCAUGAGCUUGUCACCGUGGACGAUCUCGAAUACGGCCAACCUGGAAACGUUGCAGGCGCUCACAGUCAUGACUCAAUAUCUGCAAGGCACGUCGCGGUCCGCACAGACGUGGAAGCUCCACGGCCUGCUCGUGCAAGCGGCAUUCCAGCUGGGAGUCCAUACACAAGAUCCCAAUGCCCGGAUCUCUGCUCUCGAAAGGGAAAUCCGCACCAGAAUAUGGUACACGUGCAUCAUCCUUGAUCGGAUUUUCAGCACCACCUUCGGCAGGCCUCUCCUGAUCAACAACGAGCUCAUCCACAUUGACAUGCCCCUGGAUCUGGAGCUUGAGCAACUGCCCAAAGACCCGUCCCAGUCGGAGAUCUCCCCAAACUCCAAUUCGAGGCCUUCGGCAGGUGUCGUCUUUAUUCCCAGCAUCAAGCUCUACCAGAUCCAAGGCGACAUCAUCCGGUACAUUUACAAUCACAACGUGAUUAUUUCGUCCCACGACCUGCGGUCCGACGAGCUGUACAGCAAGAUUAUCGAGCUCGACCACGCUUUGGAGAGGUGGAAAGCGGACCUUCCGCCCGGGUCGGAGCUGCUGCCGCUCGAGUUCAUCCAGAGCAUGGACACCGAGAGCUGGACAUACCCGAAGGUCCAAAAUACCAUGACGCUCCGCUACCUCAACGUGCGGGCCCUGCUGUUCCGCAAGGUCCUGGAGCACUCGCUCGACCAGGUCGCCAAAUCCGGCGCGUCGGUCCUCCCCCUGGGCGGGUCGUUACCCAUCGGCGAGAUCAUGAUCCAGGCGUGUGCAGACGCUUGUGUCCAGACCAUCACCAUCAUCCGGGCGACCGCCCGCAAACCUCAUGUGCUUCCUGCGUGGUGGUAUACGGUGUAUUACGUCUUCAAUUCGGCCUUGAUCUUGUUUGGGGUUAUCUGCCUGCAGACCCUGGGCAAGGCGAACCUCGGUACCAAGGCCGCGGGCGAGCUGCUGGUCGUCAUCCAAAGCGGUCUCGAGGCCCUGGAGAUUACCGGGAAGGAUACGCGCCUUGUCCGGCGGUGUUCCAAGUAUCUGACCAAGAUCAUCCUCGUGUCGACCUUGCUGGUCCGGAAUCACGUGUCGGCGCAACAACUGCCCGCCGACGUCACGGCGCUGAUCAACUCGUUGCCCAACGUCUAUCCGCCCUCGACCAGCGGCGGCAAUACCCCGACGCCGCUAAACACGGACUUUGGGCAGUUCUUGAUCGACGAGGACUACGCCUUUUUGGACGUGUGGACGGACCUGGUCCAGGACACUGCGACCGGUGUGCCUAACGCUUGA
Fonsecaea erecta is the source of this 2406-nucleotide messenger RNA. RefSeq lists its product as hypothetical. Bases 1 to 2406 code for a protein of 801 amino acids. NCBI's taxonomy places the organism in Eukaryota, Fungi, Ascomycota, Eurotiomycetes, Chaetothyriales, Herpotrichiellaceae. Gene Ontology annotation, biological process: positive regulation of transcription from RNA polymerase II promoter by galactose; DNA-templated transcription. The transcript is spliced from 6 exons. Gene Ontology annotation, molecular function: DNA-binding transcription factor activity, RNA polymerase II-specific; zinc ion binding; RNA polymerase II cis-regulatory region sequence-specific DNA binding. The record is from RefSeq and is a predicted model, not a curated record. Gene Ontology annotation, cellular component: nucleus.